This is a messenger RNA of Aedes albopictus (Asian tiger mosquito), 926 nucleotides long. RefSeq names its product protein lethal(2)essential for life-like. The coding region runs from base 136 to 729 and encodes 197 amino acids. Gene Ontology annotation, cellular component: cytoplasm; nucleus. Gene Ontology annotation, biological process: protein refolding; response to heat. The transcript has a single exon. Lineage: Eukaryota; Metazoa; Arthropoda; Insecta; Diptera; Culicidae. The record is from RefSeq and is a predicted model, not a curated record.
GUAUCAGUUCAACUAGAAAUACGCAAACGGAUACGUGGUUUAUACACACCUACCUACAAGUAAACGUAAAGUGAUACAUUCAAACAGUGGAAAAAAAUAAUUCAGUGAACAAGUUAUCAGUGCAUCCAAGGAAAAAUGUCGCUAAUUCCGAUUGUGUUCCGUGAUUGGUGGGAUGACUGCUGGGAUACUCCCCUUCGAACAUCCCAACUUCUGGAUCAGCAGUUUGGCAGUGGAAUCAGCGCUGACGAUUUGCUAACGGCUCUCACCUCGGCAGCUGCUGCUCAGUCGGCAUUGCAGAAUCAAAGACGUUCACGUUACAACAGACCUUGGCGCAAUUCAAGUUUCGCUGCCCGUCAGGAUUCAGGAUCAACGGUCAAGCUUGCCGACGACAAGUUCCAAAUUAACCUCGAUGUGCAGCAGUUUGCACCGGAGGAAAUCUCGGUCAAGGCUACGGACAACAGCGUUAUUGUAGAAGGCAAACACGAGGAGAAAAAGGACGAACAUGGAUUCAUCUCCAGACAAUUUGUGCGUCGCUACAUGCUGCCGGAAGGACACGAUGCCAACCAAAUUGUCUCGUCGCUCUCGUCGGAUGGCAUUCUGACGGUUACUGCUCCGAAGAAAGCAUUGCCCGCGCCGGAAGGACCGAAGGCGAUUCCGAUUGUUCAAACCGGACAGCCGGCGAAGCAGCUGAAGGAUGCCGAAAAGAAGGCGGUUGAAAACGGAAAAUAAGCAUUUUUGAGGUCUGUCGCCACAUCAUUAUAACGCUACCUCAACUUACAAUCUGGUUGCUUUUCAACAGUGACAUUUACUUUGACUCGUUCCUAAACUUUGCCAAAAACUAAAUAAGUUGCUAUGCAUAGAAAACAUAUAUAAUUUCAAAGUCUACGACUCAGGAAUUUUAAGAAUAAAACAAUUAGUUCUAAAAU